UUAUUUUUUAAUUUUUUCGAUGUAUUCCUCGCCAUGCAGGCCCUCGUAUUUUUACCGAGUCAGGGGAUACAUAUUUUCGAACUAUUUGUUGGCUUUGACAUUGAUUCUCUUGUGGAAAGCCAGUCGAUGGUAACGCUGAUUGCUGUAUUGAGGCCUUGGCCAUGGAUGUCGAUGAUGGAGAAGCUUGGGAACAGAUCACUGUGGAGAAGACCUCCGACAGUUGGGCUCUUAGAGCCAUGGCUUCUGCUAGAGCUGCAUUUAACUCAGAUUGCAAAUGGAACACCUGGCUCUGCAGAGAUGAUACAAAGGCAACACAACCAUACACAGGGUCCCUCAGCCUUGCCUUGGCUUCAUAAACCAUACUGGUCACAGCGUCUUCUCUGUCAUCCACUGGAACCUCCUGUUUGAGAUAUAGCAGGUCACUAAGGGCACAUAUAAAAAUAAUUAACAAUAAUUUAUGAAAUGAUGACAAUGUCAUCACUAUGCGAUUAGUUAAAACAAUGUGAUAGACUAUUUUUAAUAUGACGGACUCCAUUUAAAACGAAAGAUUCUGCUAUUUGAACCAACAUGAUGAAGUGUGCAUUGUUCACACAGCACCACCAGACUAUCUGAUUUAAGUAUUGUUGUAUUAGCUUGACAAAUGAAACAAAUGAGAUUCUUGAU
Molecule: messenger RNA, 663 nt
Organism: Camellia sinensis
Lineage: Eukaryota; Viridiplantae; Streptophyta; Magnoliopsida; Ericales; Theaceae
Source: RefSeq, a predicted model, not a curated record